GCAGGCCCUAGUGGUCAAUGGCUCUGGUCUUGGGCCAGCCCCUGGUGCCCAUCUGUCCCCCCACUUUACCAGGAGGACUGUGUGCACUGUCACUUUGCUGCAGCUCAUUUGUUUCCAAUAAAAGUUUCUGUGACUUAUGGAUCAGGAUGUGGUGGGGGCGGGGCCUGCAUCUGGGCGGGGCCUUGGCUUUUGGUAUCCUAGCAACCACUAGGCCCCAGGAGCUGUUGGACACAACGGUGAAAAUGGAGGCAGGAGCAUUAGAUGCAAGCAGCUACCUUUCAGCAGAGGGCGUUAACCUGAUUCCAGAUUUGGAUCUGUAUGAUGUGGAUAGCUGUGACACCCCAGACCCGGGAUUUCUGUUGGAAAAGAAUGAGUUGUACUUCCGGGAACCAUCACAGGUCCAGGAGCUCUUUAGCAGCAGCCAGCAAUGGCAGGACAUGCCCUUGCAAAGCCGUGCCCGCCAGCUGUGGUUGCUCCUGCGCACAGGCCUCCACAACCUCGUGGAAAAGGUGAAGAGUGCCGAAUUGCGCGUGGCUCGUCUAAGGCAUGGGCUGGAGCCACUGCGCCGCCUGGAGGUGGCAACUGGGCUGCAUUCGGUGGCACAGGACCCAGAGGGCGGGCACUUUGUGGUGCUGGAUGGCUCAGGACACCUACACCUGCACAGAAAGGACGGCUGGGCGCAACAGAAGCUGCAGGCCCCUGUGGCACUUACUGGACUGGUGGCUGUGCUGGGACCUCUAGGAGCUGUGGGCCGCUUUGUAGGCUGGGGCCCUGCUGGGCUGGCCAUAUUGGGGCCAAGCCUCCGCUUGCUGUGGCUGAGCCAGCCAGGGGUGGGCAGGGCCCUGGGCCGUGAGCCCACUUGCUGCCUGCCAGUGCCCAACCUGGGUCUGCUGCUUGUAGCUGAGGUGGGUGGUGGCCUGGCACUCUGGAAGUUCCGUUCAGGUGGCCGCCACCUGGUGCAGUGUGGGUCAGUUGUGCAGCCGCCACCAGGACUGGCAGGCACGCUGAAGAGGCUGGCUCUGGGGCCAGUGCCCAGUCACCUCCACCAACAUUGCUUCGCAGUCUACGGCUCAGCGGUGCUCACUUUGGAUCUGCAUUCCUGGGCUCUCGUCCAUGUGUGCCAGGAUCUGCACAAGACUACCAUCUCAGAUCUGGCAUACUGCGAGGAGGUGGAGGCAGUGGUGACAGCUUCCCAGGACAGUACAGUGAAGGUGUGGGAGGUGGACUGGCAGAUCCGCAUGGUGUUCGUGGGCCACACAGGCCCAGUUACAGCUAUGGCUGUGCUCCCGAAAACCACCCUGGUGGUGUCGGCCUCACAGGAUGGGACGCUGCGCACAUGGGACCUGCAGACAGAGGCACAGGUGGGCGAGGUGUCGCUGUGUGAUGGUAGCCAGGAUGUGCUGUCCUGGCGCGUGAACCGCUUGCUGGCACCCGCAGGCGCCGGCUGGCCAGUACUAUCACUGUGUGCCAGGAGCGUGGAGCUGUGGCAAGUGCGUGAACUCUACUCACAGCUGGCUCAGCUGCCUGCGCAGGUGCUGCACCUAGAGGUGGUGCCUGUGCUGCCUGCACCUGUAGACCCCGUGCUGCCUGUGCGCCUUGUUUGCGCAUGUGCAGAUGGUUCGGUCCAUAUGGUGUCAGCAGUGUCAGGACGCAAGGUGAACACCCUGCAGCUUGAGCCUGAAGAUUGCGCUGCUGCAGUGGCCUACUGCCUGCCGCGUGAGGCGCUGUGGCUGCUGACCCGGGCUGGACACCUGCUGCGAGUGAAUGCAGCACACUGUCCCAUGAGCGUGGUACACCGCAUAUGCCCACCUUUGCCCUCUUCACCACAACCCUGCUGCCUGCACCUCUACAGCCACCUCACUGACCCUGGCACUGCACUUGCCUGCUGGGAGAUUGUGUGCCACAAUGAGGGUGACCCACGCCGCUGUGCCAAGGCCUGGGCCUGGAAGAACAAGAACCGGUACCUGCCUGUGCUGGGACACACAGAUGGUGCGUUGUCGGUGCUGGACUGGCUUUCUUCAAAGACCAUCUUUCAGAUGAAGGCGCACAGUCCAGGUCCAGUUACUGCAAUUGCAUCCACUUGUAACAGCAUCGUCUCAUCGGGUGGAGACAGUACUGUGAAGAUGUGGCGUAUCUUUCCCUAUGCUGAAGAGAGCCUGAGCCUGCUGCACACCUUCUCGUGCUGUCACCCAGUUGUGCAGCUUUGUGCAUUGGGCAAUCGCAUCACUGUAGGCUUUGAGGACCCAGACAGUGCCACAUAUGGCCUGGUACAGUUUGGCCUGGGUGAGGGCCGGCGCUGUGACCACCGGCCCCAGGAUGACCCGAUGGACCACAUCACUGGCCUGUGUUGCUGCCCCACGCUCAAGCUCUAUGCCUGCGCCAGCCUGGACUGCACUGUCCGCAUCUGGACUGCGGAGAACCGCCUGCUGCGGCUCUUGCAGCUGGAUGGUGCCCCCCAGGCCCUGGCUUUCUGCAGCAACAAUGGAGACCUGGUCCUGGCACUGGGUUCUCGCCUCUGCCUGGUAUCCCAUAGCCUCUACCUUCCCACCUUCUACCUGGUUCAGAAGCUGUACCAGAAGGGCCCUGACGUGCUAGAUGAUCCUCUGCUGCCGUUGACCAACCUGGAGGCACUGACCCCCAUGCAGCUACAGAGGCACACCAACUUGCAGGGUGUGGCUGGCCUCAGUGUAGAUUUGCCCUUCAUCUAUCAUCACCAGAUGGUAACACCUCAGCAGCCAGUGGUGAAGGAGGACAUGGAGGCCCUACAGACCAGAGACCGAGACCUUCAGCAGUUGAAGCUAGGGCUAGUAGUCCCAGAGGCUCAGCCCCCACCCUCCUGGAAACAGCAUCAGGAAGCCUUUGAAAAUUACCUAUAUCUGAUCUAUGGCCCUGGUCUGCUGGGUAUUCAGUCUGGAGAGGAUUCAGAACAGUUGAGCACCUUGGCCUCCACCACACAGAAAGAGUCCCAGGACAAGUAUGCCUUACCCAGUACUGCCUCCUGCUUUGGUCAGGCUACAGUCAGCAUUGAAGCCCAGACAGCACCCAUAGCCCCAUCUCCCCAGGCCCUAAGAGCCCCAGGCUGGAGCUUGGCCCACCCUCACCGAGUCACCUUACCUGUUCUACCCACCCACCGGAGGGUGCACAGCAAGGCAUCCCAGCUUCUAGCUUGCUCCUCCCUGAGCCAAGACCUGGGCCUCAGUCUGGAUUUACUGCUGCACUCGGAGCAGGUUCAAGGGGAGAUGACCACAGCGCUGGGCCAACUGUCUUCCCUGAUGCAGCACAGGGUCCCACUAUUGCUGCAGAGACAGCCCAAGGAGCCUCUCUCAAACCUCAAGGGGUUCUUUCCUGCCACUAUACAGCCCUACAAGUACUGCCCAGGGCCCAUCAGCUUCCCAGGCUUUGUGCCCAACUCUGCGGUGCUGCAGCAGAUGUGGCUGCCCAUGGAGAUCAGCUGCCUUGGAUCCCUGGCCAAGCUUGCCUUCCAGAAUAGACUCAAGCAAGGUCUAAACAUGGAUAGCCUAUGGCUGUCACAUCACAGGUGGUCUACAGGCAAGUGGCGGAAGAGACUCAUCCCUUGGCUUUACAGGGAUUCUAGUGAGGAGGAAGAGGAGGAAGAGGAGGAGGACAAAGAGUUGCUGGAGGUGGACUGGGCCUCGGCUUCCUUAAGCCCAGAGAAGCUGCACUCACAGCAGCAGCUAGAUUCCUGGGAGCCAAAGGCUUUGAACUCCACAGACUUGACCACAGUGUGCUGGAGUUCCCAUGAGGCCCCAGGGAGCAGGACCAACCUUGGCCCAAAGUACUACUAUGAGCAAUUCCUCUGGGAAGAGAGAUACAGGAAUCUUCCCAGGUUCCUGCAUUUUUUUGUUGUCCAGAACUGGUUCAAAAAGCUGUUCCCCAUCUUCAGCCUGGAGGCCUACCCGGAGAUGGGCACUGUGGAGGGCCUGGCCUCAAUGUUUGUGGACCUGCUAGCAGAGGCCACCUGGGCAGACUGUGUGCAUAUCCUGCAAGCACUGCUGAGGCUGAUGCCCAAGGUGAGCCAAGAACUCCAGGGACGGCUGAAGAGCAAUCUCCUGAAGUUGCUCAACCUGGAUCAGCCUCCUACCCUUGAGGACCCUACACAGAAGCAGUUUGUGAUGCUGGCAUUGCAGUUGCUCCUGGCCUGCUCCCUAGAGUCCCGUGAUGUGGUGGUGGAGCUCAUGUCUUACUUCCUCUACUCUCCAGCUGCCUACCAGCCAGAGCUCAAGAAGCUGCUGGAUGGGCUGGGCCUCCAGGAUCCACAGGGUUUCCUGUUCAAGGAGAUGAUGACCUGGGUCCAGGGUUCUGACCUUAGCUCGAAGGCCAUGCUGCGUACACGCUGCUCCCAGAAACUGGAGGACAUGAUCCAGCAGCUGAAGAGGGAAAACACACAGCCAAGUACAGCAAAGUUGCCUGUGGUGCUGCCCAAGGUCUCUGAGACCUCAAUGCCUUCCUCUCCUCUCAAGGAGACCCUUUCACAAGCUUCGAUGGUCUCGGGGACACCCACAAGCAUCCUGCAGCCACCUUUGCUGGUGGUGUCUCUAGCAACUAGCCCAGAGCUCCAGGCUGAGCCAAGGCCCAUGCAGGUACCCACCAGGCGGACCAGACACUUUCUCUCGGAAACACUACAGAGAUUUUUCUUGGUGCCCCAGGCCGGAGUAGAUUCCCUUUUGCCGCCUGCACAGCAUAAUGAGCUGCUGCCACUAGAAAAAACUGACUGGUCACAUUCAAAGAUGCUGGACCUGUGCACCAUUGAUGCACUGAAUUUCUUCUGUGAGAAGCAGCGUAUGCGGCAGCUGAGCUCGCUACAGGAGGCCGAGUGCAUGCCUGCAGCUGUGUGCCUCAGGGAGCCCAACACUGUGGUUCCGCAGCCUCGGGAUCGCAGGCACCACCCCAUCCUCCGGCUGCAGGAGGCCGAGCCCCAGAGCUCCCGGAUGAGACCAAGAGGCCGUGCACUGUCCCGACACUACACCCGUGAGCUGAAUGGCGCCAUCCGCGCGCUGAAGCUGCCCCUGCCUCGGGUGGAGCCACAGCCCUUUCCCCCAGGCUGGCCUAGGCCUGCUCGAGCGCAACCGGCACGGCUCCUACAGCCCGCCCUGCAACGCUACUUUCUUCCAGAGGACACGGACCCUGACAGCUAUAGCUAGUAGCUUAGGCUUGGGGGUGCUCCUGCCAACUUGGGGGAGUUACACCCCAUCCCCUAGCCUACCCUACAGCCCAAAAUAAAGUCCAGAGGCUGGGACUGAACUUCAGAUA
Fukomys damarensis (Damara mole-rat) is the source of this 5271-nucleotide messenger RNA. RefSeq names its product WD repeat domain 97 (gene Wdr97). The record is from RefSeq and is a predicted model, not a curated record. Lineage: Eukaryota; Metazoa; Chordata; Mammalia; Rodentia; Bathyergidae. The coding region runs from base 18 to 5162 and encodes 1714 amino acids. Gene Ontology annotation, molecular function: protein binding. The transcript is spliced from 24 exons.